This is a messenger RNA of Pocillopora verrucosa, 5018 nucleotides long. The record is from RefSeq and is a predicted model, not a curated record. NCBI's taxonomy places the organism in Eukaryota, Metazoa, Cnidaria, Anthozoa, Scleractinia, Pocilloporidae.
AUGGCUUCCACUUCGCAUACCGUAGAGGACACUCUUAUAACUGCACAACGUGCCCUUGCAGUUCACUAUGGAAACAGUUACCCUUGUAGCAAUAGGGUUCAACAAAGCUUGAGGGAGAUAUUAAAUCAGAAGUUUAAUGGGUCACAUAGGAGCUUUACAGAAAAAUUUCUCAGACCAACUACAUUACUUCUGGAGAAACUCAAAGCUGAGGGUUUUCCUCUAGUCAAGGAUGGCAGAGUUAUCCUCCAUCUAUCUGGGCCAAUAAACCAUCUGGAGGUUGGAGAAAUGUUUUUUCAGGUUGGGCACACCACACCAGGGACAUUGACGCUGAAGUUUGCUAAGCCAAGUGGUAACACAGUGUUCUUACAGCCGUCAAUCGUUGAGGAAAUCGAAUAUCACUUGGCAUUUACCCAACAAUACCUUCAUCAGUUACGGAAGGAAGCCGGUACAUCGGGUGAUAACUUAAUGCAGCUGCUAGUGGUUUCUACAGUAAAUGGCCAGGACUGUGCUCCUGAAAAGAUAAGGGUAGAUGGAAUAAUGCCGUACACGUUUGGACAUGGUAGAAGCAAAACACCAUCCUCAAAAAUAGAUCAGUCAGUCGGUGAUGGAAGUCCUUCGUAUCGUCAACGUGAAGAAAAUUCGGAUCAACAUCCUGUAGAACAUUAUCCUCCAAUUCACCGAGCGGUUAGAGAUCAAACUACACCAAAGGACACGGGACAACGACUCUUGAAGGAGAAUUCCUCCUCAAGUGGAGAAGAAAAGAAUCCGUCCUAUCCUUCUAUUCACCAGGCAGUUAGUGACCAAUGCACACCAAAAACCGAUCAGCAAGAAGACUCCUCAAAUAUAGGUACGAACAAUCCACAGUAUCCUCCAAUUCAUCAGGCGGUCAGAGAUCAACCUGCACCAGAAGACACAGGACAGUUAAUCUUCAGGGAGUAUCUCCCCUCAGGUGGAGAAGAAAAUAAUCCAUCCUAUCCUUCUAUUCACCAAGCAGUUAGUAAUCAACGAACACCGGACACUGGUCAACAAGAAGACUCGUCAGCUACGGGUACGAACAAUCCAAAGUAUCCUCCAAUUCAUCAGGCGGUCAGAGAUCAACAUACAUCAGAGGACAUAGGACAACGACUCUUCAAGAGGGAUCCCCCCUCUGGUGGAGAAGAAAAUAAUCCAUCCUAUCCUUCUAUUCACCAAGCAGUUAGUGAUCAACGAACACCGGACACUGGUCAACAAGAAGACUCGUCAGCCACAGGUACGAAUAAUCCAAAGUAUCCUCCAAUUCAUCAGGCAGUCAGAGAUCAACAUACACCAGAGGACAUAGGACAACGACUCUUCAAGAGGGAUCCCCCCUCUGGUGGAGAAGAAAAUAAUCCAUCCUAUCCUUCUAUUCACCAAGCAGUUUGUGAUGAACGAACACCGGACACUGGUCAGCAAGAAGACUUGUCAGCCACAGGUACGAACAAUCCAAAGUAUCCUCCAAUUCAUCAGGCAGUCAGAGAUCAACAUACACCAGAGGACAUAGGACAACGACUCUUCAAAGAGGAUCCCCCCUCUGGUGGAGGAGAAAAUAAUCCAUCCUAUCCUUCCAUUUACCAAGCAGUUUGUGAUCAACGCACACCCGACACUGGUCAGCAAGAAGACUCCUCGGGUACAGAGAAGAACAAUCCACAGUAUCCUCCAGUUCAUCAAGCAGUCAGAGAUCAACCCACUCCAGAGAACAUAGGACAAUUACUCUUCGAGGAGGAACCCCCCGCAGGUAGAGAAGAAAAGAAUCCAUCCUAUCCUUCUCUUCACCAGGCAGUUGGUGAUCAACGCCUACCAGACACUAGUCAGCAAGAGUCUUCAAGUACAGGUACGAACAAUCCACAGUAUCCUCCAGUUCAUCAAGCGGUCAGAGAUCAAUUUACUCCAGAGGACAUAGGACAACGACUCUUCAAGGAAGAACCCCACUCAGAUGGAGCAGAGAGGAAUCCGUCUUACCCUCUCAUUCACCAGGCAAUCAGUGAUCAACACACAACACACGAUCAGCAAGAACACUCAUUAAGGGCAGGGGGAAACAAUCCACAAUAUCCUCCAAUUCACCGAGCAGUCAGAGAUCAACCCACAACAGAAGACGUAGAUCAACGACCCCCGCGGACGGAACAGUCCUCAGAUGGAGGAGAAAAGAAUCCAACAUACCCUUCCAUUCAUCACGCAGUUGACGAUCGAAGUGAACUACACGCGGGUCAUUUGAGAAACUCUCCAGGCGCAGGUGCAAACAAUCCACCAUACCCUCCCAUUCAUCAAGCAGUUAGCGAUCAGCCACCAGACUCCAGAGACCAUGAGCACUCAUCAAAUUCAAGUGAAGCCGAUACUUCCCAGCGCGUACCUAGAGGUCAGAAUAUAACGGAAAACACUGGGCGCCAAAAUACAGGAGCUCAAGUGAUUGACGCAGUUGGGAACAACCCAACAUAUCUCCCUCCUAAAGCAGUGGCAUCUGCGUCCGCGUGUUCUGCUCAGGCUGUUGGAAAUAACUCAGCAUAUCUUCCUCCACAAGCAGAGAGAUAUACGGCCAAAGGUUGUCCUACUAAGUCGGAACAGGUAUCGUCUGAUGCUGGUAGAAGUGAUUCCCCUCGUUGUAAUAGUCGUAAUUCAACCACUUCAAUAGCAAUCGCAGAUCCUUACAGAUUUCUUGAAGAUGAAGAGUUCUACGUUCGAAAGUUACCACUCUUUUCAUUGGUGGAGACUAUGGAAAAAGUGCUACAUUUGGUAGUGUUUUUUCUCCUGUUCAAGCCUGUGAUACUGGAGGAAGGAAGCUUCUGGCAGGUUACAGACUUUCAUUUCGACAAAACAUACCAGUCCCCCACAGAGCCUGGGAAGAUAUGUAAUUCCCAGACCCCAAACAGUGAGACGCCUACCCAUGCUGGCAAAUGGGGUGACUAUCUUUGUGAUUCCCCGUGGAGACUUAUAAACUCAUCAGUAUUUGCAAUGAAAAGCAUCGAGCCAAAUCCGGAUUUCAUCAUUUGGACAGGCGAUGACAUGCCACACGUCCCAAACAGCCAACUGAGUACAAACGAAGUGAUAGAAACGGUGAAGAACUUAACCGACUUGCUCAGCGCUGUCUUUCCAAACACGACGGUUUAUCCGGCCCUCGGAAACCACGACUACCAUCCGAAGCACCUGAUGCCACCCGAACCGAAUUACAUUUACUGGGCAGUUGGUAAUUUAUGGAGCCGAUGGCUUCCUCAGGAUGCGGUGAAUACCUUUAAAAGGGGCGGAUUUUACACAGUUCUCAUUAAGCCUGGCUUGCGUUUAGUCAGUCUGAAUACCGUGUAUUACUAUACAAACGACAAGCUAACAGGGAAUAUCUCUGAUCCUGCCGGCCAAUUUGCGUGGCUAGACGUUGUGCUCACUAAAGCAAGUCGCAUCAACGAGAAGGUGUUUAUUAUAGGUCAUGUUCCGCCCGGUGCUUUUGAGCGAGCUCCAGGAAAGAAGUGGUUUUAUCCCAAAUUCAACAAAGAUUACAUUGCUGCCAUCAUGAAACAUGCUGACGUCAUCACCGGCCAUUUUCUUGCUCAUCAGCACUGCGACAGCUUUAAAAUUAUCUAUGACGGGAAAGGAAUUCCUACAAGUUCCAUUUUUUUGUGCCCUGCGGUAACACCCUGGAAGACAGUACUACCCACUGUUGGCUACAAUAAUCCUGGCAUUCGGCUCUAUAAGUAUGAUAAGAGCACCAUGCACGUUAAGGAUGUUUGGCAGUACUUUACAAACCUAACACUGGCCAAUAUGAUGUCCAAACCGGAGUGGGUACUAGAAUACAAAGCUACUGACGCCUACCGCAUACCAGAUGUGAGCCCAGAGUCCCUUCAUUCACUGGUUAAAACGUUCAAAACUCCGGACAGUUCAAACUUCGAAAAGUAUUAUUUAUACAACUCAGUGAGCGCUGGUGGCGAGCAGUGCGACGAGGAAUGCAAAACAGCACAAAUUUGUGGUAUUACGGAAGUUGAUUUUGAGAAGUAUGAUGCCUGUGUGUCGCCCUCCACAAGUUCAUCCCAUGUGAAGUCUGUAACGCUCUCGGUCUAUGUCGCAAUUAUUGUUGUUUGGGCACUUGCUGUAAUAAUUUCAUAGAAUUAGUUUAUUGCCAUAAAUACGUAACACUUUAAUUCUACUGAUUGUUUAUUUUUAGUGAAGGCGGCAUUCCGAGUAAGCAUCAUUUGCAUGAUUGUUUGUUUCUUGUUGUUGUUUUGCUUUGUUUGUUUGUUUAUUUUCUAUAUUUGAUAUUUUGUUUAUGCAUACUCUUUUCUUUUGCUUUAUUUGAUUUUUUUUGGGUUAACUUUUGGCUUUAGCCUGAUAAACUAUAAGUAACAAUUAUGUUUUACCAAUUGAAAUUUCAUUAAAGUUUCUUCCAACAUUUAAGAUUUACUUUUUUUUUUAGCCUUAAAUUCAAAUGAGCAUAUUAAUCUAGGAUUGCUGUUUGUGUAAUAAAUUGUGUAGAUAUUCUUGUCAUUGUUACUAUCAAACAGGUCCAAAUAAUGAGAUGUGAUAUGAUGUGGUAGCUGCCUCAUAGAGUCGAGAUAACCAAAAAUGCGCCACAUAGUAUAGCAGAUAAUAAUAAUUAUUUACCGAAGUGGAGGUGGAUUUACUGUAAACUAGUUGGAAAUUAGACUCCGGGUGGGGGUGAAAUGUGAGAGUGAAUGGAAUGUGAUCGGUAUUUUCCUUGUGUGCCGUUUGUAGUGCUGACUGUCGAUCAAUUUAACAGGGUAAUUAAAUGAUAUCAACUGUGUUGAAAACGUAAAUUGGCCACCGCAACGAGUUUAAAGGCUUACCCCCUUUAUUCCUUAGUCGAUCAAUUUGUUGGGUGCGAUGGUGGCUCCUUGAAAGACAGAAACAGGAUAGCCACAUAUAUCGAAUAACUGGCAAAUUGCGUCUGAUUUUUCUACUAUCUUUCAAUACUAGCUUGUGUGAGUAGAUUGAUGAUCCCCUAACGAAGUGUGAAUGGAAAAUAAUACCUAUCGUGAAAUGAUUUACUUGCAAUUCUGAAA